AAUUCUGUUUCCCUUAUGAUGACUUGCCUUCUAAAUAGUCAUUUUUAUAAUUGAUAGAUUGAUAGAUAGUCUUGAGUGCAGCUGCUACUUUUUUCUUCUGCUCAUGUGUUUAUUUGGAUUUUUUCACCUUUGUGAAUGAACUGUAUACAUGGUGGUUCUCAGACUUGUUAAUUUGUUGAAGUUACAUCUGUCAUGGAUCUGUCAUCCAUGGAUAAUUCAACAUAUUUCACAAACGUUAUUUUGACUGGCUACAUUGAUAUUGGUGAUAUUAAGUAUUUGUGUUUCGUUGUUUUGAUCUUGUUGUUUGCUGCAAUCAUUGUAGCUAAUCUGUUUAUUAUUGGAAUAAUAUAUAAGGAGAAGUCUUUGCAUGAACCCAUGUAUGUUUUUUUAUGUAGCCUGUGUGCAAAUCAACUGUGCGGCAGCUUUGCUUUAUUCCCGUUUGUUUUAGGCAAUAUGCUACGGUCAAAAACCCCAGAAGUUCCUCUCACUGUUUGUCAUGCUCAGAUAUUUGCUUUGUACACUUAUGGACAGGUAGAAUUCUGUAAUUUAGCCAUGAUGUCUUAUGACCGCUAUGUAGCUAUCUGUCACCCUUUGGAAUAUCACAGAAUCAUGUCUCCUGCCAGGACAAUGACACUAAUUGCUCUUGGGUGGUCGCUACAAAUUAUCAUAUUCUCCCUUUCUUUUUCUGUCAACGUACAGCUCAAACUGUGUGGAAAUGUUCUGGAUAAAGUGUGGUGUGACCAGUACAUGCUUGUGAAACUGGCAUGCUCAGACACAACACCUAACAACAUCGCUGGCAUGACCGGCAUCGCAGUUACCAUUGGCGCACCACUGCUAUUAAUUCUGUUCUCAUAUGCAAAAAUUUUAAGAGUGUGCCUAAAGUUCAAAGGACAAACAGCCCAAAAGUCUCUGUACACAUGUAUUCUGCAUCUCAUCUCACUGCUGAAUUUCGCUGUUGGUUGUUCGUUUGAGCUGAUCCAAAGCAGAUUUGGUAAGCUUCCCAUGCCUGCUGUAGUGCGUGUGAUUCUCUCACUUUAUUUCCUAGUGUGUCCACCAUUGUUCAACCCUAUCAUGUAUGGCGUAAGGCUUGCUAAUAUAAAAAAGGCACUUAAAAAAAUGAUUUGCAUGUAGGCUAGAAAAAUAUACCGAAGAAUUUGUGAAAUUCUGUAGGUGCACACAAAAAGGUUGCAUGUAUUUAUAAAAAUAAAAGAUUAACUAAAGAUUAAGAUAAUACUAUUAUUACUAGGAUUCUGUGCUAAGUGUUUGAAAAUGAUAUAAAAUGAAACAAUGGUGAUUUCGACAUAUUGUGCAUGAUCUUUUGGUGUUCUUUUCAAAACGUAAUAAAAAUAUAGACCUUUAACAAAAUAUUAUGUUA
This is a messenger RNA of Danio rerio (zebrafish), 1375 nucleotides long. The record is from RefSeq and is a predicted model, not a curated record. Lineage: Eukaryota; Metazoa; Chordata; Actinopteri; Cypriniformes; Danionidae.